Messenger RNA from Arachis duranensis, 1235 nucleotides. RefSeq names its product dehydrodolichyl diphosphate synthase 2. Gene Ontology annotation, cellular component: chloroplast stroma. NCBI's taxonomy places the organism in Eukaryota, Viridiplantae, Streptophyta, Magnoliopsida, Fabales, Fabaceae. The record is from RefSeq and is a predicted model, not a curated record. Bases 112 to 1053 code for a protein of 313 amino acids. Gene Ontology annotation, biological process: polyprenol biosynthetic process; plastid membrane organization; response to cold. The transcript is spliced from 3 exons.
UUAAACCUUCUCUCACACAAAAAACUAACCUUACAUUUUCAGCGCCAGAACUUAUUCCAAACCGGGAUAACCUUAUCGCUAUUCCGGAUUCAUAAUUCUCAAAAUUCAAAAAUGUUCUCACUAAGACUCCCUAUCCCGAUCGAGAACACACUAAUAACUCCGCCUCCAAAAUCCAAUAAUAACAACACUUAUAAUUCUUCUCUCUGUGCCCAUUCUUAUUCCUCUUAUUCCCAUAGCCAAACAAACCGGUUUCUAACCGUUAGGAAUGUGGCGCUUCAAAAAAACGGGAACUCAGUCGGGGAUUCGAAAGAUACGAUGAUGCAGCCGUUUCCAGAGGAGCUGAACGCGGAGCCGUUGCCGAGGCACGUGGCAGUGAUAAUGGACGGGAAUGGGCGGUGGGCGAAGAUGAGGAACCUGAUGCCAUCGGCGGGGCACCAGGCUGGGGCGGAGGCGCUGAAGGAGAUGGUGAGGCUGUGUGCUAGUUGGGGGAUUAAGGUCCUGACAGUUUUUGCGUUUUCUACUGAUAACUGGGUUCGCCCUAAGGUGGAGGUGGAUUUCUUGAUGAGCCUGUUCGAAAAAACAAUAAACUCUGAAAUUGAUGUUUUUAUCAGGGAAGGAAUCCGAAUAUCCGUGAUUGGAGAUGCAUCAAAGCUCCCCAGCUCAUUAAUUAGAAUGAUAAAGUAUGCAGAGGAAAGAACAAAAGAAAAUUCAAGACUCCAACUCAUAGUAGCAGUUAGUUAUAGUGGAAAAUACGAUGUGGUCCAAGCAUGCAGGAGUGUGGCAAAAAAAGUCAAAGAUGGCAUUCUAGAUUUGGAAGAAAUCAACGAAGGCAUCAUAGAACAGGAAUUGGAGACUAACUGCACUGAAUUUCCUAACCCUGAUUUGCUAAUAAGAACAAGUGGUGAACUCAGAGUAAGUAAUUUCUUGUUGUGGCAAUUGGCAUACACAGAACUUUACUUCGAUGGAGCACUGUGGCCAGAUUUUGGCAAGGAGGAGUUUGUAGAAGCAUUGAGUUCAUUUCAGCAGAGAAAGAGACGCUUUGGUGGACGCUAAUCAUCAUAAUAACUAUUAAUUUAAUAUCUCUUAAAAUGUAAUAUUAUGUAAAUAAUUAUAAGUAGUCACCUUUGCCUUUACGAUGAAGGUAUUGACUUGAAUAACAAGUAAAUAGAAUUGGCAAUGGAGUAGUAUUUUUAUACUUUAUGAUGAAAUAUGACCCUAAAUUAAUAGAAAAUUAU